Messenger RNA from Zychaea mexicana, 4830 nucleotides. RefSeq lists its product as uncharacterized. The record is from RefSeq and is a predicted model, not a curated record. Bases 1 to 4830 code for a protein of 1609 amino acids. Gene Ontology annotation, cellular component: chromatin; Sin3-type complex. Gene Ontology annotation, biological process: negative regulation of transcription by RNA polymerase II. The transcript has 14 exons. Gene Ontology annotation, molecular function: transcription corepressor activity. NCBI's taxonomy places the organism in Eukaryota, Fungi, Mucoromycota, Mucoromycetes, Mucorales, Lichtheimiaceae.
AUGUCUUCACCAAAGCAGCCGCCGUUACCAAACAUACGGCCACCGAAUUCUGGUCCGCCAGCUUCGUCGCCGUCAUUUGUCCAACAACUUCCACCGCCUCCAAUUACAAGCAGCAGUGGAUCAACACGACCACCGUCAUCGCUUGCAAGCACAACCACGUCUCGUCCGCUUCCACCUCCUCCUGGCAUGGGUGGCGACAUGCCGCAGUAUCACCACCCUCACCACCCUCCACCGCCGCUGCCGUCUUCGCACCAUAGCAGCAGCAGUCCGUCCAUGUCUUCACCAAUGACCUCAGGACCAUCGUACGCCAUUGUCCCACAGCAGCAAUCUAUGCCUAGCCUGCCAUCACCAAGCACAUUCCCUGGAUCGACGAGAAGUAAUAGUAACAGCAACAAUAAUAGCAGUAGUAGUAGCACCGCUACUUCCAAACCGUCAUUACCGCCUAUUCCUUCGCGCGGCGGCGCGCCGUCCCUCCCCCCACCGCCAUCGUCGUCGUCUUUCUCAGAGAGUGGUAUUCCUGCUCAUUCAAUACCACUGCCAUCAAGAGCACAAGCAGCAAGUCCACCUGGACCUCCUUCGCUUUUGACUCAACAACAACAACAGCAGCAGCCACAACCACCACCACCUCCUACAACCACUACUGCUGCUACUUCUUCUAGACAAUCACAACAACAACAACAACAGCAGCAGCAGACAUCCACUGCAAACAACAACACUAGCACCGGUAGCAAUAACAGUUCUAGCAACAACACUAGCAACAGCAACGCCAAUGCAGGAUAUCGACCAUUGAACGUACGGGAUGCGCUCACGUAUCUUGACCAGGUCAAGGUUCAAUUCUCAGCGCAUCCGGAUGUAUACAACCAGUUUUUGGAUAUCAUGAAGGACUUUAAAAGUCAAGCAAUCGACACACCUGGUGUGAUUGAACGCGUGUCAAUCCUGUUUAACGGCCACCCAGAUCUGAUUUCUGGCUUCAAUACUUUCUUGCCUCCUGGUUAUCGUAUCGAAUGCUCCAGUGAUCCUAAUGAACCAGACAUUAUCAAGGUCACCACUCCUUCUGGUAUAACGCACAAACGAACAUCACGGCCUGUCAUGACAGGACCAGGUGCAGCAGGAGGUCCGCCCGGACCGCCCAAUGCUGCUGGCCCACCUGGUGGAGGUCUACCACCACCACCACCGCCGCCGCCGCCUCCUUCAUCAUCACAACGAGGUGGGCGAGAGGAUAUGAUCCAUGGGAGCAACAUGGCUGGCGUGCCUCCCCAACCGCCUCCACCCUCUGCCGCUGGUUCUUAUUACACAACUCCUUAUGGUCAUAUGCCCCACCAUCCUCCGCCACCACCUCCACCACCGACAUCAUCCUCGCUUCCACCUCCACAGUCGUUGCCGCCACCGAUGUCGCAUCCAAUGCAUCCGCCAUCGCAUGGCUCAUAUAUCCCAGCACCAAGCAGCUCACGGCGACCGCCUCCACCACCGCCGCCUCAUGAACAGCAGGAGCAUUCACAUAUGAAUGGAAGCGGGGGCACUCGAAGGGCCCCGGUUGAGUUUAACCAUGCGAUCAAUUACGUGAACAAAAUCAAGAACCGCUAUGCCGGAGAUCCCGAAACCUAUAAACAAUUCUUGGAAAUAUUGCAGACAUAUCAAAAAGAACGGAAGCCCAUCCAAGAGGUGUACCAGCAUGUCCAGUAUCUAUUCAACGGUGCUCCGGAUCUCCUAAUCGAGUUCAAACAAUUUCUGCCGGAGAUUACUGGCCAGCCGGCGCCUGACUUUCUGGACGAACUCGAGCCUGCUUAUAUGGGCUCCAAGCGACUCUAUGGCACACCGCCUCAAACUUCGGGUUAUUUGCCACCGGGUAAAAAGGCAAAGCGUACGGGACAGCCAAAGCGAACCAAGGGACAAAAGAUGGGCAUGGAAGAAGACAUGAUUGCCGGUUAUCCUGCCUCUUCAUACUUUGACCCCGCACGACCUACUAUAUCGCCCGAAGAAGUCGAUCUAUUCGAACAGAUCCGAAAACAUAUUGGCAACAAGCCAUCCUAUGAAGAAUUCCUAAAGACGCUCAACUUGUACACGCAACAGAUCAUUGAUGCCGAUGUGUUGAUGAAACAAGUGGAAGGAUUUUUGGGCAACGACCGUGAUUUGUUUGAUUGGUUCAAGACAGUGGUAGCCGUGGAUCUGAAGGACCAAGUGAUCGACCGGCCAGCUGCCAUCAUUCCCAAACCUGAUUUGAACCACUGCAAAGCGACCGAAAACAGUCCUAGUUAUCGCUUGGUGCCAAAAGAAUGGCAAAACCAACCAUGCUCUGGUCGUGACCAACUGUGCUGGGAGGUCCUUAACGACGAGUAUGUCUCCCAUCCCAUCUGGGCCAGUGAGGAUAGCGGUUUCGUCGCUUCCAAAAAGAAUCAAUAUGAAGAAGCCAUGCAUCGCUGUGAGGAAGAGAGAUACGACUAUGAUCUCAACAUUGAUGCCAACUUGAACACAAUUGCUCUGCUCGAGCCCAUUGCAAAAAAGCUCGAAAUGAUGACUCCUGAAGAGAAAGCAGCGUUCCGUUUGGGUCCUGGAUUGGGUGGUCAAUCUGUUACCAUCUACGAGCGCAUAGUGAAAAAGGUGUACGAAGAGGACCGCGGCAAGGAAGUGAUCGAUUUGCUGUACAAGCAUCCUGCUCGAGUUGUGCCGGUCUUGUUGAAACGUUUGUCACAGAAGGAUGAAGAAUGGCGAAAGGCUCAGCAUGAAUGGAACAAGGCUUGGCGUGAGAUGGAUGCCAAAAACUUCUACCGCGCUCUGGAUUACCAAGGCAUGACCUUCAAGAGCAAUGACCGCAAGGCGAUAGCAGCCAAGGCCCUUGUUAACGAGAUUGAGAAUUUACACGACGAGGCGCGGGAGGGCGAAAAGGGAAACAUCCGCGAUCUAUACCCACUCAGAUUCACAUUUGACGACAAGCAGGUCUUCAAGGACGUCACGCGACUCAUCUUUUCCUUCAUUGAGAAACAAAACGGAUUCAGUAGCAGCGACCGCAGCAAAAUCCGAACAUUUGUCAACAUCUUUAUUCCUCUGUUUUUCCAUGUCGAUGACGUGGUUCCUGAAGGGUUUGCUGUCUUAUCCGAAGAUGAAGAAGACCUGACGGCGGACGAGGAUGAUGAAGGCCAAUCGAUCAAUACCGAAGAUUCUGAUGUAGAUGCGGAUGGUUCAAGUCGAUCACCACGGGACCGUAGAAGCCGAUCACCGAGCGGAACUCCAGCUGCUGCUGCUGCUGUUGGAACCACAACUCGACGACGGAACGGUCGGAAUCGGACCGAUGAUGCCGAUCCGUCAGCCGAUCUAUUGCGCGACGUGUUGACCAAAAAUAACAAAAGUACGCCCGCUGAUGAUAAUGACAGCAGCUUCGACAAGUCGCCAUCAGCCCUACGCGAUCUAUCAGCUACGCCUGCUCCAGAAGAUGAUACUGAAGGCGAAGAGCCUGAGUCUGCUGCUGCUGCUGCAACAGCAAACAAUAACAUUCGCGAUGGUUCGUACGAAGAUAAACCAAUCAAGACCGAAGAACAGUCCUCAGCUGAUGAGCGUGAAAGCAGUGCCGCUGUUGCUGCCACAGCCAAUGCAGGAGAAGGACUGUCAUCGUCACCUCAACCGAUGGAUGUGGAUGAUCAACCAAGUAAUGCGGGUGAUGCUACGACGGGAGGUUCUCAGGCUGUUGAAGACGACGAUCGAUCCACCAAGAGCAACAAUAACAACAACAAUUACAGCAAUCAUCCUGAAGGCAACCGUUUGUUUGCUGCUGCAGCCGCUGCUACCGCUCCUGGCCUUCAUAAGCGAACGGUCUACAGCUUUUUCUGCAACACGCCGUUCUAUAGCUUCUUCCGAUUAUACCAGAUGACAUAUGAGCGCAUGCGCAAGAUGAAGGCCUUGGAUGCACAGAUGAAGGCCGAUCUUGAUAAGGGCAAAAAGGUCAACAAGGUUGCUACCGAGUUGGGUCUGUAUACUAGCCGUUUUGAAGAUAUCAAUCUAUCGAACGGCUAUUACACCGCUUUGCUCGAUUUGAUCGAUCGUUUUUUCGAUGGUGAAAUGGAUCAAACUGCAUUUGAGGAAAAGUCGCGUUACAUCUUUGUCACUGACGCUCACGUCCUGUUUACCAUUGACAAGUUGGUUCAAUCCAUUAUCAAACAGAUCCAGUCGCUGACCUUGGAUGAAAAGUGCGUCGAACUGGUGGAACUCUUCCGAAGUGACCAGAAUUUGGACUCCACCUGUCCCCGCAUCUUGUCAGUAUACAGACUACGUGCAGAGGAAACGGUGGGUUCUGAUGAGAACCUGUACAAAGUAAACUUUAACACUGAGACACACAAAAUGUCGAUUCAGCUUUUGGAUAAAGAUGACGAUAUGCUUGAACCUUCAUCACAAGAUUAUUACGAGAACUAUGUGGCAAGCUACAUGGAUUGGGCAAAUUGUACGGAUGGAAUUGAUACGUCCAAGAUGCAUCCUACAUUUUUAAAACGCAAUUGGAAGCCACAUGAUCGACACUUGAGCAAGAUAUUUGUCCGGUCUCGUUUACAGUACAAGAUCUCUCAAGAAAACUACCACAUGUACUACAUCAUUGGCUCAGAAGAUGCCUUUAUACGACCACCCAUCUCUUCUUCUGCCACUAGCAGUGCUGACGACAAGAAUGAUGAUGAUGCUGCUGCUGCUGGUGACGAUCAAGUAGCGGCAAAGAGCAAGAUAGAACAAGAACGGACGAAAAAGUGGCAUCACUGGUUGGAGUCACGAUCCACUGGCUGGUCAAGGGAUAUUGAAUCCGAUGAAGCAUACAAUUCAAUGGAAGCAGCUGCUCUCAAGCGGUUAACACAGUAA